This is a messenger RNA of Closterium sp. Naga37s-1, 837 nucleotides long. Lineage: Eukaryota; Viridiplantae; Streptophyta; Zygnematophyceae; Desmidiales; Closteriaceae. The record is from the annotation of a GenBank genome assembly.
AUGGCAGCUGCAGGUGUAACUGCACCAGAUACUGGCUUUCCUGUUAGCCAAUCAGCAGCUGACAGCAUGGCAGGAGCGAGCCCCGUGAUUGACGGAGCGCAGCUCUUGAGCGGCGGGAAACGGGAGGUUAUGAUUCGCCAGCUGGAGAAUCUGGAGAGAGACUACGGAUGGCGUAUGCGUGUGCUGACUCGGUAUGAGCCUGAGCAGUUCGAAACAGAAGCCCUACGUGCGGUGUGGCAGCCCGACGACCGGACGGUAGUGGUGGUGGCGGACGUCACAUCGCCCAACAUCCUCAACUUCUUUGCAGGGGACACCGUCAGGGAGAAGCUUCCACGACAGUUCUUCAUCGAGCUACAAUCCCGCUUUGGCAACCAAUUCUACGUGGCAGAGCAGGGCGAUACACGAGCAGUCCAAGAAGCCGUUGCCACGCUGCAGACCUGCCUCUUAAAGCCCUCGGGCUGUAACAACGUGCCCGGACUAGUAGACGACCUUUACUUCAUCACUCUCUCUACCGCAAUCCUUGGCGGAAUAGUUUUCGGCUUUGCUGCCCGCUUGGAACCUUCUGGGAAGGUGGAGGCUUCUUGGCAGUGGGUGCUGCUUUUCUCCCCGCUGUGGCUGCUGCUGGUGGUGGCUUUUUCGUAUCUGCCCAUUACUGCCCGGACGGACGAUUUGGAGCCGCUGCUGAAAAAUGGGGCUGGUUUUCUUGCCGGGGCAGCUGCAAUCUAUUUGACUCCGAUUUUCGGGCAGUCUCCUGUGGCGAAUUGGGGCAAGGGGAAGGAGGAUGGGACUCGGAGUGGCACCCAGAGCGGUAGGGAUAGCGACUCUGACGACUUCUAG